Messenger RNA from Rana temporaria (common frog), 3578 nucleotides. It is a transcript of the gene AFAP1L2, whose product is annotated as actin filament associated protein 1 like 2. The coding region runs from base 260 to 2671 and encodes 803 amino acids. The record is from RefSeq and is a predicted model, not a curated record. Gene Ontology annotation, biological process: positive regulation of DNA-templated transcription; regulation of mitotic cell cycle; positive regulation of epidermal growth factor receptor signaling pathway. Gene Ontology annotation, molecular function: SH3 domain binding; SH2 domain binding. The transcript is spliced from 19 exons. NCBI's taxonomy places the organism in Eukaryota, Metazoa, Chordata, Amphibia, Anura, Ranidae. Gene Ontology annotation, cellular component: cytosol.
GGUUAGUAAGAUGUCUUCACACAGCGCCCCCUAGAGGCGGAUGUGGGUGAUGCGGCGGAGAAGGAAUGCGGAGCUCUCAUAGUACAGGCGGUCCGGGGGAAGAGCGGAGCCGGGUGAUGAUCGGGAGAUCUCCAUCUACAGCCCCGAUCCCCGCACACACCGCACCGCUUCCAUCACCUCCCUCUACCGGGACCGAGCACAGCCCAGGGCGGAGGAGAAGACGGAAAGUCGGCGGAGAGCCGGGACUGAGUGCGGACACAUGGACAAAUACACAGCCCUGCAGCGUCUUCUGACCGAGCUGGAAGAUUUCCUGCGCAUCCUGGACAAGGAGAACCUCAGCAGCGCCGCCAUCCUGAAAAAAUGUCUGCUUUCCGAAAUCCUCCAGAUGUACGUCAAAUCCAACAGCAGCUGCGAUGAGGAAUAUAUUUACAUGAAUAAAGUGGUGGUGUCUGAGCGCAAGGAGGAGGCGGGGAAAUCCAAUUCAGCAGCUGAAAUUUUAGACAAUCCAACCAAAGAGGUUCUGACAAAUGGGACGACCGCACAGCACGCCGCACCGCCACAGAAGUGUCUCCCUGACCUCCCGCCUCCAAAAGUCCAGGAGACAGUACAGGUGUCUGCAGUCAAGGCUGAAUCUCCGGAGGGGUACUAUGAGGAGGCUGAACCCUAUGAUGCAUCCGUUAACGAAGAUGGAGACGCUGUCAGCAGCUCGUACGAGUCAUACGAUGAAGAAGAAAACCUGAAAAAGUCAUUGGCCCAUCAACACCAAUGGCCGUCCACAGAGGCGUCCAUCGAGCUGAUGAAGGAUGCUCUGAUCUGUGCAUUUCUUUGGCGGAAGAAGUGGCUGGGCCAAUGGGCCAAACAGCUCUGUGUUAUCAAAGACAACCGACUGCUGUGCUAUAAGAGCUCCAAGGAGCACAGUCCUCUGCUGGAUGUGUGUCUGAUCGGCUGCACUGUCACCCACAAAGAAAAACAAGUGCGCAAGAAGGAGCACAAGCUGAAAAUCACUCCUACCAAUACUGAUGUCAUAGUGCUGGGAAUGCAGAGCAAAGACCAGGCCAUGCAAUGGCUGAAGGUCAUCCAGGAUAUUGGCGGUCUACAGACGGACGCGACCCCUGACAUCUCGCUGAGCACGCCGGACACUCUGCGUAACAGCCAGACCAAGGGAGAAAUCACAGACAGAUACUCGGCAGCUUCUGAAAGUGGGAGCAGCACAGACGGGCACCCCGAGACUGCAGAUGUGAAGGAAGUGAAGAAGAAAGGAACAUCUGGCCUCAAACUCAGCAACCUCAUGAAUCUGGGCAGAAAGAAGUCGUCCUCCAUGGAGAGCCCAGAGAAGAGCCUGGAGACCUCCAAUUACCUGAAUGUGCUGAUAAACAGCCACUGGAAAUCACGCUAUUGCUGCAUUAAGGAAGGGCAGCUCCACAUCUUUCAGGAAAGAAAUAAGAGCAAAGCCGCCCUUCAGCCCGUGUCCCUGCUGGGCUGUGACAUCAUUCCGCAACCAACGCCGGACCACCUCUACUCCUUCCGCAUCCUGCAUAAUGGGGAGGAGCUGGCCAUGCUGGAGGCGAAGUCCUCGGAGGACAUGGGACACUGGCUGGGUCUUCUCCUCUCGGAAUCCGGUUCCAAAACUGACCCGGAGGAGUUUGAUUACGAUUAUGUGGAUGCUGAGCGCGUCUCCUGCAUUGUGAGCGCAGCAAAGAACUCCUACUUUUUGAUGCAAAGGAAAUAUUCUGAGCCAAACACAUACAUUGACAACCCGCGAGGUGGGAGGAGCCAGCAGGAUGAUCUCUACGAUGAUGUCGACGUGUCAGACGCAGUGGAGGAGGAGCCAAAAACAGAGGCUCCAAAAGAACUAGAGGACCACACCUACCUGGACCUUCUACCAGGAAAGUCCUUCCUACACAGUGCCGGGAUCAAAGGUCAUGAUAGAAGCCUGGCAAGCUCUCCAGGACCAGAAAUUGCCAAAGCAAAGGAUGUGGAACCGGAGUCCGCCUUGUGUAGUGAUCCGGAGCCGCCAUGUCCUGUCCAAGAGGAAAUGGAACCCAGCGCAGAGGAGAUGUCUCCCGGCCUGCAGGUGAGAGAAGACACUGCGGUGACGGCGAGUCCACUGCUUGGGAAAAACAAGGCGGAUAAAGGAAGACCGACCAAUGCAGUCGCCAUUGAGAACAAAUUGGGCAAGAACCGCACGGAGGCGGAAGCCAGGCGCUUUACGGAGGUGAAGGAGAAGCUGGAGAAAGAGAGGGAAGAUAUUCGGGAGCAGCUGGCCCACCUCCGAAAAGAGAGGCGAGAACUCAAGGAGAACAUUGCUACCUGUGGUGACAAGAGUAUCCUGCCAUGCCUGGAGGAGAAGCUGAAGAGUAAGGAGGAGGAGUGCAAGCAGCGGGAAAACCAACGAGUGGAUCUGGAGCUGCAGAUUGUUGAAGUGAAAGAGAAUCUCAGAAAGGCAGAGUUGGGGCCGGUUACUCUAGGCACUGCAGUUGACCCGGCCCACCUGGACAGCAGUCAGUCAGUAAGUAUAAAGGUUAAAACCAACAGCCCGAGCCACAAUCCAGACUCCUCGCCAGUCAAUUGCGCAAUGGCACUCAAAGCCCGACCGUUGUCUAUUAUGACCACUGGCAAAGGCACUGUCCUACAGAAAGCCAAGGAAUGGGAGAAGAAAGGAGCCAGCUAGAAUUACAACACAAUAUUCUAAAUGGACUCUUGUGUCUGAUUGUCAUUUAAUUUAUGGGAUGUCAGAGACUUUUCACUUUGUGGUGAAGUACAACGGACCUCCAUCCUCCAGCAAGCGGGGGGCCUCUUUUUUUACAUUGCACAUGUUGGUGCUCCAAGGGACCAAAGCCAAGACAUUUGCCAUUUGUCCCCCCCCCCCUGUGGCAGUAGUGACCUCUUCUGGCAAAAUAGGCUGACUGGAGCCCCAGAGUGGUAUCUGUAGUGGACUCCCCCACUGUUUUAGCGCAUUUAGUCCAUGUCUGGGCAUUUGGAAUGUAUUUUUACGAUAGAGCAAGAUGCCCAUGAAACAUGGUGGAAACGUUAAUAAAAAAAAACUUUGCUAUGCUCGAGUUGGAGAAUACAGUUUACCUACAGGAAUGGAAGCAAGCAAAAAUUCCUUUGCCAUUUUACAUUGCCACUUAACUCACAUUUUAUGAUCUAUUUUAAUACAAAGCGCCCCACACAGGACUUUACAAUAUAUAACAAUAAGACUUUUUUUCUUGUGAAUAAGGUGGACGUACCUCAACAUUUUGUGCUGCGGAGCCAGGACAGAUCACAUUGUGAGGUUAUCAAUAGAGGAAGCCUCACAGAUAAUACUUUUAAAUUAACAAAAACUGACUUUUUAUACAAGAUGUACAAUCAGUCAAAACUGACAAUCGUGGAGUAGAUAUGGGACACAGACGACAUAUAGAAGAGAAUCGGGACACUGUGCUCCAUAAUUCUUCACAAACACCAAACUGCGUCCAGGACUGAGGACCAGCCAUGCACAGCUUCCCACAUAUUCUAUCAGAAGAAGUUUGUGUUCACAAAGUAUUUGACAGUAUUUUAUAAAUCCUAAAGGAAAAAUUAAAUAUAAGUCUAUAAAAUCA